AUGGUGCCGGGCUCCGGACACUUCACAGAAGGAAGAUCACAUGUCCCUCGAGAGGCACCCCUAGUCAAGUUCGAGGGGGCCACGCUGUACCUGCCCCAGGUGGAGAUCACCAAGGCCUUCUUUGCGAAGCAGGCAGACGAGGUCACACUGCAGCAGGCGGACGUGGUCCUGGUUCUGCAGCAGGAGGACGGGUGGCUCUACGGCGAGAGGCUCCGGGAUGGAGAGACAGGCUGGUUCCCCGAGGACUUUGCCCGCUUCAUCACCAGCCGUGUGGCCGUGGAGGGCAAUGUCCGCAGGAUGGAGCGUCUGCGGGUGGAGACAGAUGUGUAGCCUUGGUGAGGCCAGCCGGCGGCAGCACGGCCUGUCCCCUGAUCAGCAAGUGGCCGUGCCUGGCUACAGAGAGUGUGAGGGGCUUGUCUCAAGGACCCAGCAUGGUUCCCUAGGGCUUCCCAAGACCCUGUGACUAUGGUGCCGGGCUCCGGACACUUCACAGAAGGAAGAUCACAUGUCCCUCGAGAGGCACCCCUAGUCAAGUUCGAGGGGGCCACGCUGUGUCCCAAGGAGCCCAGCCUAGUCCCAUUGGCUGGCUGGGCCUCUCUCAGCUGCUGGGCCCCACCACCUCCCCGCUGCACCCACGGGGCAACUCCACCCAGACUGAUGGGCACAGGGGCCACCAUUAACAAUUAUUGGGGACAAUGUGAGGUCUCCUCCUAUGCCCUUCCUACCCCCAUGUGGGACAGGAAGGACCCUGAGUUCCCAGGAGUGUCCCACGCUCUGAGAGGGGGACUGGCCAGAGGGAGGGGACCCGGCAGGGAGAUUUCGGUUUUGAGGUUUCUAAAUACAUUAAAGUUAUUUCUUAAGAA
Molecule: messenger RNA, 863 nt
Organism: Mandrillus leucophaeus (drill)
Lineage: Eukaryota; Metazoa; Chordata; Mammalia; Primates; Cercopithecidae
Product: rho guanine nucleotide exchange factor 16-like
Exons: 3
Coding region: 1-330 (109 amino acids)
Biological process (GO): activation of GTPase activity
Molecular function (GO): guanyl-nucleotide exchange factor activity; protein binding
Source: RefSeq, a predicted model, not a curated record